Molecule: messenger RNA, 2838 nt
Organism: Tuber aestivum (summer truffle)
Lineage: Eukaryota; Fungi; Ascomycota; Pezizomycetes; Pezizales; Tuberaceae
Source: the annotation of a GenBank genome assembly
ACACUUAUCUGAACGAGCUUCGUAUGGCAGCGACAACCAAAGUGACAGACGGACAGGCAAGCAGUCAUCAGCACCACCACUAUUUUUAUUUAUUUUUUCCCCCCUUCUUUGUGACCUCUCCGCACCCUGACACCCCCUCCAUCCACCCUACUCUCUCCUCCCUCUGCACCACUUACAAUACGGUGCAGUCCAUCCAUCGAAGCCAACUCUCUCCUUGGAAGAAGAGAAGAAGAACGACAGCAACCCCACCUCCUUCUGCAAGUUUGUGAACAUCGAAUAACGGGCAUUAUCUCUGCGUCUCAUACCCUCCCUUGCUCCUACCUGCUGUGCCAUCUAUUUGUGUCUCUUCCCCAUUUGCGCCCCGCUGCCCGCAGAUCCCUGAACCUCGACCACCAAAGCCACUGGGCAGGCAGGACAGAUACUCUCCUCACGGCUCCCCCCAUCACCCGUCCACCCUUGACUUAUUUGCACAUCUAUAAACAGGAGGAACGUCGGAGCUAUGAGUUGUAAGCUAAAAAGAUACCCCCGUGUCCACUUGACCAUUUCGUUCAUUAUUUUUUCGGCCCUUACGUUUCUUCGUUCUUGAACGUACAUUUAUCACCCCCCCCCCCCUCUUUUUAAAUCGUCCCGCAAAAUUUCUGCCCUGCAUGAUGUUCGUCUUCUUACGGAAUAACUCACUAGUUUCUUCGGUGCUCAAUAAGCUGCACGGGCAGCCGCCUACCUAUGACAAGAAGUGAGCAUUUUAAACUCGAGCAUUGAUGAUAUGCUGGAGCUGAUUGGAAUAUGAACUGACAAUCGUGGGGUGAUCAGGUCGCAGUACAAAAUGGGCCGCACCUUGGUAUGCUUUUUCCGUCUAUUUUUCCUUCGAAAUGGGGAGGAUGACAUCCGUCGCUAAAAUCGGUUACUGGCACUAGGGUGCAGGCACUUAUGGAAUUGUUCGCGAAGCAGACGGACCUACCGGGAAAGUUGCCGUGAAAAUCAUUCUCAAGAAGAAUGUCAAAGGUAACGAGCAGAUGGUAUACGAUGAACUAGCGUUGUUGCAGAAACUUAAGCAUCCGCAUAUUGUUGCGUUUAGGGAUUGGUUUGAAUCGAGAGUGAGUGACCUUCGCAGCCAUUGAGGUGGGGGAAUACACCACGGGUGCUAAAAUGGGGGAUCACGUGCUAGGACAAAUACUACAUUGUCACCCAACUAGCGACCGGUGGAGAGCUUUUUGACCGCAUUUGCGAGUACGGGAAAUUUACCGAGAAGGACGCCUCUCAGGUCGUGCGCGAGGUCCUGGACGCAGUGAACUACCUGCAUAAUAACAAUAUUGUGCAUAGAGGUGCGUGUUACGCGUUGAGCAAUUAUUGAGUCCUGGCGCUAACCUUACAGGGUAGAUUUGAAACCUGAGAAUCUUCUAUACCUCACUCCCGAUGCCAAAUCUUCCCUAGUCCUGGCGGAUUUCGGUAUUGCCAAAAUGCUGGAUUCAAGUGAUGAGAUGCUAAACACCAUGGCUGGAUCUUUCGGAUACGCUGCGCCUGAGGUUAUGCUGAAGAAGGGUCAUGGAAAGGCUGUUGACAUGUGGUCUUUGGGAGUUAUCACCUAUACUCUCCUCUGUGGAUACUCUCCGUUCCGUAGCGAGAGUCUCCCGGACCUCAUCGACGAAUGUAGCAAGGGAGGUGUUAUCUUCCACGAGCGCUAUUGGAAAGAGGUCAGCAAGGAUGCGAAACGCUUUAUUGGCGGACUUCUCCAGCCUAAGCCCGAAGACCGCCCCACUAGUCAGGUAGAGUGCCCCCCGGGUCUGUUCUUUAAUGUGAAAAGCGCUUUUUUUCUUUGAUUUCUAAUUUGUGUGGUUCUACAGGAAGCGCUCAGACACACCUGGCUCAUUGGCGAAACUGCCACCGACUACGAUGUUCUUCCAGAAAUCAAGUCUUAUAUCGCAAAGGCUCGCCUCAGGCGUGGUAUCGAAAUGGUCAAGCUUGCGAAUCGCAUUGAAGCACUCAAAAUGAGGGCUGAUGACCCCGAAGAGGAUUUGCCCACCGAUACUGGGAAGGCAGCAACUGGAGGAGCUUCUUCUACUGGCCAAAAUGCAUCGACACCGGGUGGAGGUGCAGGAAGACUUUCUAGGGCUGCUAGAUCGGCUAUUUUCCGGGAAGUCGUUCUCGCCAAGGUUAGGGAACUGAAGGCGGAGGAGGCCAAGCAGAUGGCGGAGAGGACAUUGACAGAGAGAAGCAAAAAGUAGAUUGCGGAGGUUAGGCUGUAGCUCGGAGAACUCAAGCGAUUGAACUGUGUUUGAUUCCAUCUCAUAUUUUCGAUUUUUUUUUUUAUUCCUAGGGCACCUUUAGUUAUUUAUUGUCAAUGGGUGCUGAAUACAAAUCUUGAUCGAUUUAUGAUUACUGUACGAGUACUGCGAGCAAUGACGUGAUACGGGGGAAGUCGUGGUGAUUUGGCUCUUCAAAGUCUGCUUGCUCUAAUUGUCCAAUCCAUUGUACGAGUACUGUACUGUACUCGAGUACGAUCGUCUGAGACAGUCGGAUAGCGUCACCGGGAACGCUAAACCUGUCCUGGAAUGAUUGGAGCUUUGUGAUUUGCUGGGAAUAUUUGGACUCACCAAGAAUGUUGGGUUUUUGCUCGUAUUGAGUAUUGUACUUGUAGCGGUACGGUACUGAAAAUCCGAUUUUCCGGCCGAAUUCAUUGUGGAGUACGAUACUUGUACCAUGCGUAGUCGAUUCCACUGGAGGUGUUGGGAAUUUUAGGCGUAGAUAUUACACUCGCAGAAUAUCUAAUUUAUCAGAUUGUCCUGGCUUGUUGCUCAUGAAUCCAAGAGAGCUGUUGUAUGAUCAGAACUUUGGGUCGGU